CUCUUCUUCACCCAGUCACGCAGUGCAUUCUGGGGAACCGAGUUCUACGCCUUAAAUACUAAAAACACCAUCCAUCGUCAGCAAGAUGCCGUCCGUACACAAAUUACUGCUAGAGGAAGCUCUGCAGGACAGUCCGCAGACCCGCACGUUGCUCAGUGUGUUUGAAGAAGAUGCGAGCACUCUGACGGACUACAGCAACCAGCUCUUGCAGUGUAUGCAGAGAGUGUUUGGGGCCCAGAAUGAGAUGGCUCUGGCCACCGAACAGCUCUCGAAACAGUUGCUUCAGUAUGAGAAACAGAACUUUGCUCUGGGGAAAGAAGAUGAAGAGGUAAUCAGCACGCUGCACCAUUUCGCCAAAACCAUGGAAGAGCUGAACGCUCUGCAUGUUGAUUUGGCCACUCAGAUGGCUGAUAGGAUGGUGUAUCCCAUGGUGCAGUUCAGAGAGAAGGACCUGACUGAAAUAAGCACACUGAAAGAGAUAUUCGGGAUCGCCAGUGACGAGCACGAAGCCGCCAUGAUCAAAUACAGCCGACUGCCCAAGAGGAGAGAGAAUGAGAAGCUGAAAGCAGAGCUGGUUAAUGAGGUGGCCUUCUGUCGGAGGAAGCAGCACCAGGCCUCCAUGCAGUAUUACUGCGCUCUUAAUGCCUUACAGUACAGGAAGAGAGUAGCCAUGCUGGAGCCCAUGCUGGGAUACACACAAGCCCAGAUCAGCUUCUUUAAGAAAGGGAUCGAACUGGUCUCUACCAAAAUGGACAAUUUCCUGUCGUCUGUGACCAGUAUGUCUGAGAGUGUUCAGGCAGAGUUGGAUGUCGAGGCAGAGAGCAUGCGUAUGUGUCAGAAGGACCUGCUGUCAGUGGAUGAUAUAGUCUACAUGCCUGACCAAGAUCGGACUCCGGUCAACCGCACGCUCAUACAGAAAGCAGGCUACCUUAACAUUAGGAAUAAGACGGGCCUGGUGAGCACAGCCUGGGACCGGCUCUACUUCUUCACCCAGGGGGGGAACCUGAUGUGUCAGCCGCGUGGCGCUGUGGCAGGAGGCAUGGUACUGGAUCUGGACAACAGCUCCGUCAUGGCCGUCGAGUGUGAGGACAGACGCUACUGCUUUCAGAUCACCUCACCUAAUGGGAAAAUGUCCAUGAUUCUUCAAGCCGAGAGCAAAAAGGAGUACGAGGAGUGGAUCUGCACCAUUAACAACAUUUCGAGACAGAUCUACCUGACAGACAACCCUGAGGCUGUAGCCAUCAGGUUAAAUCAGACAGCCAUCCAGGCGGUCACGCCAAUCACCAGCUUCGAAAAGAGAGCAGAGGGCUCGCCGAACCCUGAAAGAGCUAAGCCAGGUGCAGUGACCACUGACAGUAUUAAGAAAGCCCCUUCUGUCCCUGAGCCUGAAGACCUGAUUGCCCCUGGGACACCAAUCCAGUUCGAUAUUGUGCUUCCCGCAUCCGAGUUCCUGGAUCAGAACAGGGCAGGAGGAAGACGCACAAACCCCUUUGGUGAGACGGAAGUGGACAGCGUUUCAGGUGAAGACGAUUCCUUGCUGCAGCAGGUAUUUGCUGUGCGUUUCCUGGGCUCUAUGGCCGUGCGCUCUGGACACACACAGCAAGUUAUCUACGAGGCCAUGAGGCAGGUGCUGGCUGCUCGGGCGAUACACAACAUCUUUAAAACCAGCGAGUCACACCUGAUGAUAACAAGCAGCUGCCUCCUGUUGAUUGACCCUCAGACGCAGGUCACUAAAAUAAGUUUCCAGCUCAGGGACGUCACCCAGUUCGCAGCGCAUAAGGAGAACAGCCGGCUCAUGGGCUUUUUGGUGGAGGGGAGAGACUGGAGUGAGGGGGAGGAGGAGGAGGGAAAGGUGUCCUUCAGGGCCUUCGUGUUUGAGAGCAACACUGAGGGAGAGAAGAUCUGCUAUACAAUAAACAUUGGAAAGGAGAUUACAGAAGCUAAGAAGGACCCGGAUGCACUGGCCAAGCUGAUGAAGUCGGUGCCUCUGAGCCGUGACGGGAAGUUCCUGCUGCUGGAGAGUGAGACAGCAGAUGCAGUGAACGGAGGAGGAGAUGAUGACUUGGAGUCAGAAGCCUGAAAGUGGUUCGGUCUUCUCCUCCUCAAAGGAUAAGAACUGAUCCAGGGUUGUUUUUGUUUAUUUCGUCUCUCUUCUACCCUAAAGAAGAUCUAGGCAUCUGAUCCUAGAUACUUACAGUACUUUACACUAGACGGACUAGACUCUUAUGUUACGGCACCUUACAGCUUUACUCUAAUACUCCAUAUGUCUCCAUGCAUAAUACCACACACCAUAAUAAGUUUUGUUCUUAUACAAAUCAUCCACAAACAGGGCUAAAGAUAGAGGUUUACAAUCAAGUUUAGAGAAGUUUGGUGAAUCAUGUCUGUUUUUCUUUGCAUUGUGUCCACAUCGUCCAGCAGCAACCUCCAGGAUUAAAGCUGAUUACUUUAGGAAGCGGACAAUAAAAGACGAUGCUGUUGAAGAGUAUUAGUGUGAGAGCUUUCUCACCUAAUCAAAGAACAGUUCAAAGUUCAGUUUCCUACACGCACUUCGUCUGACCCCUUAUCUUAAUAUAUUUGUCUGUGCAUACGUCAGGAUUAAGGAUUAUAAAUGCAGGGGGCCAUUUUAUUACUAUGGUGUACGGAAAAGUAAAAGCAGCUACUUUAAUUUGUAUAGAUUAACGAAAGAAUAUUUUUGCUAAGCACGUGGCAGUAAUAGAAAGCCUGCGUUUGAGUUUAGACGUACUGCUUGGCUCGACUCGCAACUUUCCCUGCUUCAGGCCCAGAAUUGAGCUGCACUCCCAAGAGCUACGGCUGCUGCAUGUCCAGUUGUGGAUUAUUGCACUAAUCAUAGCACAUUUUUAAUUGUAAUGUAAUAAUAACUGUAGUACUGUAUGAUAUGAUCAAUUCAGUGCGCCGAGUCACUUGCUAAUGAAGAACGAGGCUAUUUCAUCAUCUCACAUCAUUAAACUCCUUCCUCAGGUCUUUUGACUUACAGAAAAACUUUCUAAUCCUUCAUUAGGUUUUAAUGUCUAAUUAAAAAGACUCACCCAGGGUUUAGUGCUCUGUUUACAGUAAAUGACAUGCACUUUGAGGUUAAACAUCGUUUACAAAAAAAAAGAACAAUGAAAGGUGGUUUUAAAAGAAUUCAUUGCUAACAAUGAAUAGGAUUAGUAUAAUACUUGAGCUGGUUAUGUAAAAGCGGGAUACAUUUUUAGCUGAAAAGAGAUGGAGACAAUACUUUUUUUCCUUUUACAUGUAAAAUAUAACUACUAACAGCAAUUCUAUCAGCUGAAUUCAAAACCACUUUACUUCCCUGAUUCCCUGACUACAUUUCUAUUUGUUCCAAAAGGGCUUUUUUAUGUUCCUUAUCUGCUUGCUUAGCUGUUAUUGAAAGAUAGGUGUGUGUGUGUGUGUGUGUGUGUGUCUAUAUCUCUCUCUGCAGAUAUCAUUUGAUAUGAUCUGCUGCAAUCUGAGUUAUGAAGUUGUUGUACUUCAGUAUUGUAUAUAAAGGCAAAAUAUACAUAUGGAAGUUUUUCCCCCCUUUUCUCCCCCACACAGUAAUUGUUAGCUUGUGUAUGAACGCCAUCACAUCUAAACUUUAAUUGAUAAGCAUAGGAUCAGUUGGAUUUCAGGCUUUGGCUUUAUUUCGAUGAGACUAUAACAGACGCGAGUGCAUAUAAAUGUCUCUUAACGACAGCAUCCUCUGGCUAUCUGCUGUAAGCAGCAAAAGCUUAAAAAGACAAAUUCUGGCGUUUGAAGGCGGUGUGGUGUGGGAGCAGACGACUCCUAACGGUAACUCAUGUUAUUGAUGGAGCUGCUGACUAAAAGGUUUUGCACAUGGCUUUUCAUAAACAAAAACAUAACACCUUUUAAUAAAGCUCUAUUACAGUUUCAAA
This is a messenger RNA of Tachysurus vachellii, 3896 nucleotides long. It is a transcript of the gene appl2, whose product is annotated as adaptor protein, phosphotyrosine interaction, PH domain and leucine zipper containing 2. The record is from RefSeq and is a predicted model, not a curated record. Gene Ontology annotation, cellular component: cytoplasm; endosome membrane. Gene Ontology annotation, biological process: signaling. Lineage: Eukaryota; Metazoa; Chordata; Actinopteri; Siluriformes; Bagridae. The transcript has 21 exons. Gene Ontology annotation, molecular function: protein binding. The coding region runs from base 86 to 2080 and encodes 664 amino acids.